CUCGCUCCUCAUUGCCUGACAGACCAGUCACCACACCGAGGUCGAUCGAUCCACCGUCUCUUUCUCUGCAAGACUGCAAGCAGCCUCCGGUUUCCCAGAGAAGGAAGGGAACCCAAGUUCAGAGUACCCAUCGAUGGAGAUGACGGUUAAUGCGAGGGAUCGGGAGCAGCACGGUCUCGGGCUCGGGCUCAGCCUCAGCCUGAGCAUCGCCACCGCGGCUCCGGUCGAGUCUCCUCCGCCGCCGCCGCGAGCUAUGAGCGUCGCCCCCAUCUCCUCCCGCCCCGCGCCGCCGCAGCCGCAGUGGUGGAGCGGUGCCGGUCUCUUCUUCUCCCCCUCCUCCGGGACGGAUCGAUCUAUGGAGAGGAAGCAGCAGCAGCAGCCGGCCGCGCUGGCGGCGUGCCACGGCCACGAGAUGCCGUUCCUGCGGGGGAUCGACGUGAACCGGGCGCCGGCCGGGGAGGCCCGGAGGGGCAGCUGCAGCGAGGACGAGGAGCCCGCCGCAUCGUCGCCCAACAGCACGCUGUCCAGCCUCAGCGGGAAGCGGGCCGCGGCGACGAGGAGCGGGGAGCUAGAGGGCGACCACACCCCGAGGGCCGGCGGCGUCGGCGUCGGCAGCGACGACGAGGACAGCGGCGCCGGCGGCGGGUCCCGCAAGAAGCUCCGCCUCUCCAAGGACCAGGCCGCCGUCCUCGAGGAGAGCUUCAAGGAGCACAACACCCUCAACCCCAAGCAGAAGGCGGCGCUGGCGAAGCAGCUGAACCUGAAGCCGCGCCAGGUCGAGGUCUGGUUCCAGAACCGCAGGGCCAGGACGAAGCUGAAGCAGACGGAGGUGGACUGCGAGUUCCUGAAGCGCUGCUGCGAGACGCUGACGGAGGAGAACCGGCGGCUGCAGCGGGAGGUGGCGGAGCUGCGCGCGCUCAAGCUCGUCGCGCCGCACCAGUACGCGCGCAUGCCGCCGCCCACCACGCUCACCAUGUGCCCCUCCUGCGAGCGCCUCGCGUCCGCCGACGAGGCCGGCCGCGCGGCCCGCCCCGCGCCCACGGGGCCCUGGGGCCCCGUCCCCGUGCGGCCCGUGUUCGUCGACGGCCCGGCCCGGAGGUCAUGAACGUCGACUCAGGCAGACGCGCCCCCCGAACCCCAGCAGCGGCGGAACCGGCGGUGGUUGUAGAAAAAAAAAAGUUGGUGGCUGGUUUGGUUUUGGUUAGCCACUACUAGUAGUACUACCGAUAUGGCAUGAGAUGUGCUUGCUAAUUACUAAUUAGGUUGGUUGGAUUUGUCUUUAUACCAGCAGCUUAGUUUUUAGUUUUCGUCCUAUAAUCUUUGUUUUUUUGGCACCGUUUUAUUUGCUCAAAAUAGACAAUGUCUUGUUCUUCUUGUACUCAUAAGGCAUGCAAAUGGUUUUAUUACUCUGAA
Panicum hallii is the source of this 1413-nucleotide messenger RNA. Its product is annotated as homeobox-leucine zipper protein HOX1-like. Bases 134 to 1105 code for a protein of 323 amino acids. Gene Ontology annotation, molecular function: DNA-binding transcription factor activity, RNA polymerase II-specific; sequence-specific DNA binding. Gene Ontology annotation, biological process: regulation of DNA-templated transcription. Lineage: Eukaryota; Viridiplantae; Streptophyta; Magnoliopsida; Poales; Poaceae. The transcript has 4 exons. Gene Ontology annotation, cellular component: nucleus. The record is from RefSeq and is a predicted model, not a curated record.